ACGGGCGCGCCGAAAGACGGCGACGCGCUCGCGUGGGCUCUGCCGGUCUGCGCGCCGACGGCGGCCGCGCGCCACUACGCGCACGCGCUCAAGCUCCAGCCGGGGACCCAGAAGAAGGGCAAGGCCGCCAAGGACGCCCUCGAGAUCCUCGCGCGGUCCUGCGACGACGCCGACCGCCGGGACCUCGUCAAGGCCGUCGACGUCAACGAGUGCAUCCUCGCCUUCGUCUCGUCGACGAAGAUCACGCACGUCGUCGCCAACCAGCUCAAGCAGGCGCGCAAG
Aureococcus anophagefferens is the source of this 282-nucleotide messenger RNA. RefSeq lists its product as hypothetical. The annotation marks the transcript as partial. The record is from RefSeq and is a predicted model, not a curated record. Lineage: Eukaryota; Pelagophyceae; Pelagomonadales; Pelagomonadaceae. The transcript has a single exon.